Molecule: messenger RNA, 735 nt
Organism: Dicentrarchus labrax (European seabass)
Lineage: Eukaryota; Metazoa; Chordata; Actinopteri; Moronidae
Gene: nppa
Product: natriuretic peptide A
Exons: 3
Coding region: 21-455 (144 amino acids)
Biological process (GO): cGMP biosynthetic process; negative regulation of systemic arterial blood pressure; neuropeptide signaling pathway
Cellular component (GO): nucleus; extracellular region; cytoplasm
Molecular function (GO): hormone receptor binding; hormone activity
Source: RefSeq, a predicted model, not a curated record
AGUAGCAACAGAAGGAUAACAUGAGGACUGUGGUCCUGUGGGGCCUGCUGGCCCUGCUGUGUCAGCACACACUGGUUAGCAGCCACAUACUGGGAAGACCCUCUUCUACCAGUGACCUGGCUCAGCUCAAGUCUUUGCUGGAGCGCUUUGAGGAGACUCUGGCUGAAGCGGCCCAGGAGGAGGACUCUGAAGCUGAUUAUGAAGGGACAAAUCAAGAGCCUGAACAUAGCCAGGCCAGCCGAGGAUGGAGCCCGGACCAGGAGGGGGACCAAGAACCUUUGAUAUCAGAAAGAUCUCAAUCACCAGCUGACGACCGCAGCAGGACCACGAGUCAGAGGAGCCGCCUGCAGGACCUGCUGAUGACCGCCAGGAAACGGGCCUCUGGCUGCUUUGGAGCCAGGAUGGAUCGAAUUGGAAAUGCCAGCGGUCUGGGGUGCAACAGUGGAAGAGGGUAGUCUGAACGUUUCCUGGGACACGUGUUGGAUUAUACUGUAGGUUUAUCUCCAGCUGAAGACACAAGCAAAGAGAUUGGAUAUGUAUGAUUUUGCAUUGAUGACAGUGUGUAUCUCUCUCUCUAUAUGUAUUUCUCUGUUUGAAGUGACAAAUAAGCUAUUUGUCAACUGUUUAAAGAAUUCUGCAGUCCAUUAUUCACUGUGUUAAGACACUGAAGGAAACCAGUUAACUGCAUGUGAGUUGCUAACAAAGAUAAAUAAACUCUUUUUUUCGUAUGAUGAA